Onthophagus taurus is the source of this 2879-nucleotide messenger RNA. The record is from RefSeq and is a predicted model, not a curated record. Lineage: Eukaryota; Metazoa; Arthropoda; Insecta; Coleoptera; Scarabaeidae.
UUUGAAAACUCAAAUAAUAAACUAUAUAAUUUAACCGUUUAAAUCGCGCGUGAUAGCCUUCAAUAGCCUUAUUAUUUGCAAAGUCAAAUUCAAAUGUCAAAUAUAUACAUAUACGUGUAAGUGUGCGUGUUUUCAAGACUUCAGCGACAUCUACCGAAUUGUUCUCCUUAACCCUAGAAUGGUAACGUUCAAUUCUACUCUAUUAUCUUUAAUAGCAGAUGGCGUCGUAUAUGACGCCACGUUACCGUUCUAGGGUUAAAAAUACGAGUUUUGUUUUGCCUGGGCGAUUUUAUCAGAUUUUACAUUGAGAAAAGCAAGAUUGUUGAUUUUUAAGUGACAUGUCUAUUCUUAAAUUAUACCGAAAUGAAUUAUUAUGAGUAAUAUCUCGGAAUUAUCUUUCGUAUGGAAGUCUGUUGGUUGUAGGUUAAAUAAGUCCACGGUACAGGAUUCAGGGAUUAUCAGGAACGGGAACCAAAAUGAUGUUUCUUCAUGAGGGUUAUUAUUUCUUUUCUUUGGAUCGGAGAAAUUCUUAAAAUCCUUUUUUUUUGAGGUUAUGUCAACAUUUAUCCUUUUACAUAACCUAAAACGUUGCUUAUAAUGUUGGACGAGACAAAACUUGCAUAUCUGGUCAUUUUCUUCUAUAUUCAACGGUAAAAUUCCCAAAAUGCUUAAAUCUUGAGAUUAUGAAUUUUCAUUUAAAACUUCAUUAAUUCACAAAAAGGACGGCUGUUUUGUAUUCUUACUAUGCUAAGAUUAUCAUUUUCAAUAGCUUUAACUGUUUAAAUACGGAUUUGAAUAAGAAAUUGAGAAAAAAUCAAUUUGAGGUUAUCUAUCUGUCAAAAAAUUAUAUGUCUUUAAAAUUACUUUGUAUCGACUUUACAUGGGUUAUAUACAAUAGAAAACAUCAACGGCCAAUAACACAUAAGUGAAUUCAUCAGUAAAUAGUCUUUUAUAAAAAUAUUUUUAUAAUUAUUAACAUUUUCUUAAGUUUAAUACAAUAAGUCUUUAAAUCCUCAAAAUAACGCUUAUUAGAGUUAUACAAUGAGAAAGUUGCGUGUAGCCCACUCCAGUUAAUUUUGUUACCCAAAUAAAAAAUUAACGACAACAUUUAUUAUUCAUUUUGAAACAACCAGUCAUUAUCAACAUUAAAAAAAUGACCAUCUCCUUCGACUUCUUAAUCCCAAAAUAUUUCAGAAAUUACAAAGAUUUGAUUAAAUUUUUAAUCACAACAUUAACUCUAACUCUCAUAUUAACAACGAUAAUCGUUACAAGUUAUUUCCAUUAUGCUUGGUCAUAUUGGAAAAAAAGAAACGUUCCCCACGUGAAACCAACAUUUCCAUUUGGAAGUUUUACGAUUGCAGGAUUUUUUAAGAAAGGAUUUCACUUCUCGAUGUUGGAGCAUUACAGGAAUUUUAAAAAACAAGGAGCUAAAUAUUUCGGAACGUACGCUAUUACAUCUCCGAUGUUGACAAUAAUCGAUCCGGAAUUAAUUAAAACGAUUUUGGUUAAAGAUCACGAUUACUUUUUAAGCCACGGACUUCAAUACGACAAAAAAGAUGUUUUCACAUUAACACUGUUUAAUAUUGAAGAAAACGAUUGGAAAGUGUUAAGGUCAAAACUUACAGCAACAUUUUCAUCGGGAAAAUUAAAAUCGAUGUUCGAAACGUUAAAAAAUUCAACAAUACCGUUAAAAAAAUUUUUAAAUCAACAAAACCACCAUGAAUUUGAAAUAGAUAUUUCUGAAUUGUGCGGGAGGUUUUUUACAAACGUUAUCGGAACUUGUAUUUUUGGAUUUGAAUGUGAUUGUUUUAACCAGGAUGAUGUCUUUAGGAGGUACGGUAGGCAGUGUUUUGAAGAACGUUUUGAUUUAAAAAUAAGAAGGGUUGUUGCUUUUACGGCUCCCUGGUUGAUCAAAUAUCUUCGAUUUAAAGUGUUAAAAAAGGAAGCUGAUAACUUUUUUAAAACAAUAUUUAAGGAUAUGUUUGAUUAUCGUGAAAAAACGAUGAUAAAACGUAACGAUUUCGUUCAAAUUCUUUUAGAUUUGAAACAAAAAGCUUUGGAAGAAGGUGAAAUUGCUUUAACUUACGAGGAAAUGCUUGCAAAUUCAUUUUUAUUUUUUUCGGCUGGAUUUGAGACUUCUUCGAGUACAACAACUUAUUGUUUACACGAAUUGGCUCAUCAUCAAGAGGUUCAAGAUAAAAUUAGGGAUGAAAUCAGGUUGAUUUUGAAGAAAUAUAAUGGAUUUUUUUAUGAAUGCUUAUCUGAAUUUAAAUAUAUGGAUCAGGUUUUAUACGAGACUUUAAGAAAGCAUCCUUCAGCUCCGACUAUUCCUAGAAAAUGUACGAAAGAUUACCAGAUUUUAAACGGUCCUGAUAUUAAGAAAGGAAUGAAAGUUUUUAUUAACCCAUUAGCUUUACAUUGGGAUGAAGAUUAUUUUCCUGAUCCACAAAAAUUUGAUCCUGAACGAUUUUCUGAUCUAAAUAAAGACAACAUUCCUCCAUAUACAUUUUUACCUUUCGGUAUUGGUCCUAGAAAAUGUAUAGCUGAAAGAUUUGGAAUAGCGCAAAUAAAAGUGGCACUCGUAACAAUUUUAUCAAAUUAUUCACUAAAACCACAUUCAAAAACCGAUUAUAAAUUGGAUUAUAACAAAAAUAACAUUCUUCUGAUAUCUGCAAAACCCAUUUAUGUAAAAAUGGAACGAAUUUUUUAUUAAAAAAAUAAUUAUCAAACGUCUUUUGUAUUUAUUUUUUAUUAUGAAGAAACAAUAGGAUAUAAAAACUUAUAUUUUGUUACAUUUCAUUUCUUCAUUAUGCGUUGGUUCUCUCUCGUUUUGUUUUUACUCUGUAUCGGUUUGUAUAAAAAUAAAAUUAUACAUUUUC